GCUCGACGGCCACACCAUGCAGGACUGACCCCUGAUUGGUUAGACACACAGCAGGAAUAAACACUCUCGGGGUAUAUAUAUAUUGUCUUAAGGUGUGACACUUCCAAGAAACGAGAAACCACAAAAAAGACACUAGCCUGAGCCUAAUAACAGCUAAAGGGCAUUUCGCCGAGUUAUAGAGUCUCGACUCUCAUACAGAUAGAUACAAAAUGAGGGCGCAGAUACAGAAAGUACCGCAGAUAGUGGAGUUUCUGAAAAAGAAGUCUGUGGGACUGCAGCACUUGAAAGCGACAUCGUCGGUGUGCGUGCUGGAAGAAAAGGAUGUGGCGGCGGUUCCGACGUGCCCUCACGCGGCGUCCCGGGCACAGAGCAUGGAUGCGAUCCCUGGACCCACCAACUGGCCCCUGUUCGGGAGCUUGAUUGAGCUGAUCCGCAAAGGUGGUCUCACCAGACAACACGAGGCACUGGUCGAUUAUCAUAAGAAGUACGGCAAAAUCUUCCGGAUGAAGCUGGGCUCCUUUGAGUCGGUGCACAUAGGCUCACCUUGCCUCCUGGAAGCGCUGUACAGGAAGGAGGGAAGCUACCCCCAGAGACUGGAGAUCAAACCCUGGAAAGCAUACAGGGACCUCAGGGACGAGGCUUAUGGACUCCUUAUCCUGGAGGGGAAAGACUGGCAGAGAGUGAGAAGCGCCUUUCAACACAAGUUGAUGAAGCCCACCGAGGUGGUGAAACUCGACAGCAAGAUAAACCAGGUGUUAACAGAUUUUGUGGCCAGAAUUGGAAAAACAAACGUGAACGGAAGAAUCAAUGACUUGUACUUCGAGUUAAAUAAAUGGUCGUUUGAAACGAUUUGCUUAGUGCUCUACGACAAGAGGUUUGGACUGCUCCAGGAGAAUGUUAACGAAGAGGCCAUGAACUUCAUCACAGCUGUUAAAACGAUGAUGAGCACGUUUGGCACCAUGAUGGUGACGCCGGUGGAGCUUCACAAGAGCCUGAACACCAAGACUUGGAAAGACCACACGGCCGCCUGGGACCGCAUCUUCAGCACAGCCAAGGUGUACAUCGACAAGAAGCUGAAGAGAGGUGAAACGGGGGCGGCAGAUGACUUGAUCGGUGAUAUCUUCCGCCAGAGCCGUCUAUCCAAGAAGGAGCUGUACGCGACCAUCACUGAGCUACAGAUCGGCGGGGUGGAAACGACGGCCAACAGCAUGCUUUGGGCUAUUUUCAAUCUUUCCCGUAACCCGCGGGCCCAGGGCAAGCUGCUGGAGGAGAUCAGAAGGGUGGUGCCGGCGGGGCAGGACCCGUGUGGGGAGCACCUCAAGAGCAUGCCCUACCUGAAGGCCUGCCUGAAAGAGUCCAUGAGGUUAUCGCCUUCGGUUCCAUUCACCAGCCGGACCCUGGAUAAAGACACUGUGUUGGGCGAUUACGCCCUUCCCAAAGGAACAGUCUUAAUGAUCAACAGCCACGCGUUGGGGUCCAACGAGGAAUACUUUGACGAGGGAAAGACCUUCAAACCCGAGCGGUGGCUCCGGGAGAACAACACCAUCAACCCCUUUGCCUACGUGCCCUUUGGCAUCGGCAAGAGGAUGUGCGUGGGCCGGCGGCUGGCGGAGCUCCAGCUACACCUGGCGAUGAGCUGGCUGGUGAGAGACUAUGAGAUUGUGGCGACCGACGACGAACCGCUCGAUAUGAUCCACUCAGGACUGCUGUCUCCUGACCGGGAGCUCCCUGUGGCCUUCCGCAAACGAUGAGGUCCCAUGCUCCACUGUGGUGGACGAAGCAACAGCAACGGGAUCCGUCUGUGACUGGCCCUGUGACUCCUUCCAAUGCUGCUCUGUACAUAGAGAAACAACUGUGUAAUCACACAGAAAAUAUACCUCAAACUUUAUACAUUCAACUAUUUAACUAAUGCUUUUGAUGGUUAGCUGACCAAAUACGAGUUGUUAUAUAUAUAAUAUAUAUGUUAAAAAUGUGAUGAAAUUCUUCAAUGGAUAUUGUACAAAGGCUGCUGCCCUCAAAUCUUAGUGAGUGUUCUCACCCAAUGAAAAUUACUUCAUACUUUAUAUAUUUUACUAUAACUUAUAGGCCUAUCCAUAUAAGCAUGGUAUUUGUUUAUUUCCAUUGUUUAUGUAACACGUAUAUGAUUGUAAUAAUGCUCAUAGUUUUCCCUUGAGAAAUAUUUUAUUGAAAUAAAUAUUAAAAACAC
Gadus morhua (Atlantic cod) is the source of this 2206-nucleotide messenger RNA. RefSeq names its product cytochrome P450, family 24, subfamily A, polypeptide 1 (gene cyp24a1). The record is from RefSeq and is a predicted model, not a curated record. The coding region runs from base 210 to 1751 and encodes 513 amino acids. Gene Ontology annotation, molecular function: oxidoreductase activity, acting on paired donors, with incorporation or reduction of molecular oxygen; heme binding; monooxygenase activity. Gene Ontology annotation, cellular component: mitochondrial inner membrane. Gene Ontology annotation, biological process: cholesterol metabolic process; C21-steroid hormone biosynthetic process; cellular response to peptide hormone stimulus. Lineage: Eukaryota; Metazoa; Chordata; Actinopteri; Gadiformes; Gadidae. The transcript has 12 exons.